Babesia microti strain RI is the source of this 516-nucleotide messenger RNA. Its product is annotated as Translationally controlled tumour protein. The record is from RefSeq and is a predicted model, not a curated record. Lineage: Eukaryota; Apicomplexa; Aconoidasida; Piroplasmida; Babesiidae. Gene Ontology annotation, molecular function: calcium ion binding. The coding region runs from base 1 to 516 and encodes 171 amino acids. The transcript is spliced from 3 exons. Gene Ontology annotation, cellular component: cytoplasm.
AUGUUGGUAUAUAAGGACCUGAUUACCGGUGACGAAUUAUGUUCCGACGCCUAUCCUCAACUCCCCCCCUUCGGACAACAAGAUCUGGCGGAAGUUGGUUUUGAAGUUAAGUCCAGUAAGAGGGCGAAGGGCAACGAGGAUUAUGGCAUUUCGCACAACCAGGAAGAUGAAAUUUUUGAUGCGGAUGAUCAAGUUGAAAUUGUCAUCGAUAUCGUUGACAGCUUCAGACUACAAGAAACUCCACUCACUAAAAAGGAAUAUGAGUCGUACAUCAAAAAGUACAUGAAAAAAAUCACCUCGAUGCUCACUGAGAGCAAGCCAGACAGAGUGGAUACUUUCAAGAAGCAUGUUACGACCUUCGUGAAACACAUAUUGUCAAAUUUUGACGAAUUCAACUUCUACAUAGGGGAAUCAAUGGAGCUAGAGGGAGGGCUAGUGUAUUCCUACUACCAUGGUGAGGAGCUGUCUCCCCGCUUCGUAUACCUAAUAGAUGGACUCAAGGAAGAUAGAUAUUAG